Messenger RNA from Carlito syrichta (Philippine tarsier), 2768 nucleotides. It is a transcript of the gene DCAF11, whose product is annotated as DDB1 and CUL4 associated factor 11. Gene Ontology annotation, cellular component: Cul4-RING E3 ubiquitin ligase complex. Gene Ontology annotation, molecular function: protein binding. The record is from RefSeq and is a predicted model, not a curated record. The transcript is spliced from 13 exons. NCBI's taxonomy places the organism in Eukaryota, Metazoa, Chordata, Mammalia, Primates, Tarsiidae. Bases 326 to 2062 code for a protein of 578 amino acids. Gene Ontology annotation, biological process: proteasome-mediated ubiquitin-dependent protein catabolic process.
GACUUUGAUAGGUGAGUUUGGGGUAGAAAAUGGAGAAAUUCCUCUUCAAAGGAUUCUCACUGGUGAGCUAGGGUAGCGCCCUAGGCUUCACUCUGCUUUCUUUGCUUCACGGGAUUAGAGAAGGUUUGUGUUACCCAAGCCUUGGGAGUUGUCAUAAUUUUAAGAAAAGGGAUCUCAGUCCCCAGGAAGGGUCAUUCUCCCAGCGGUAGCUGCUGCCCCAUCGCAGGAGACCCUGGUAUUUCUAGAGCAGGCUUUGCUUUCACCAAACCCGAGGGAGUAACAGGAGAAGUCCCUGCACAGGACCUAAGGAUGUUGUGAUCAGAAGAUGGGAUCACGGAACAGCAGCAGCGCAGGAUCCGGGUCCGGAGACCCCUCCGAGGGCUUGUCCCGAAGAGGAGCUGGCCUGCGUAGGAGUGAAGAAGAAGAAGAGGAGGAUGAAGAUGUGGAUCUGGCCCAGGUACUGGCCUAUCUCCUCCGCAGAGGCCAAGUGAGGUUGGUGCAGGGAGGAGGUGCAGCAAAUUUACAACUCAUCCAGGCUCUCUCGGACUCAGAGGAAGAGCAUGACAGUGCUUGGGAUGGUCGUCUUGGGGAUCGAUACAAUCCACCUGUGGAUGCAACCCCUGACACCCGGGAGCUGGAAUGCAAUGAGAUCAAGACACAAGUGGAAUUGGCCACAGGGCAGUUAGAACUUAGGCGGGCACCCCAGGAGCACAGCUUUCCUCGAAUGUUGCACAAGAGAGAACGGGGCCUCUGCCACCGGGGAAGCUUCUCCCUUGGAGAACGGUCUCGAAUGAUGUCUCACUUCUUGCCCAAUGAUCUGGGCUUCACUGAUAGCUACUCUCAGAAGGCUUUCUGUGGCAUCUACAGCAAAGAUGGUCAAAUCUUCAUGUCUGCUUGCCAAGACCAGACAAUUCGACUGUAUGACUGCCGGUAUGGCCGCUUUCAUAAAUUCAAGAGCAUCAAGGCCCGGGAUGUAGGCUGGAGUGUCCUAGAUGUGGCCUUCACUCCUGAUGGGAACCACUUCCUCUAUUCCAGCUGGUCUGAUUACAUUCAUAUCUGCAACAUCUACGGGGAGGGAGACACACACACUGCCCUGGAUCUAAGGCCAGAUGAGCGUCGCUUUGCUGUCUUCUCCAUUGCUGUCUCCUCAGAUGGACGAGAGGUGCUAGGAGGGGCCAAUGAUGGCUGCCUGUAUGUCUUUGACCGGGAACAGAACCGGCGCACCCUACAGAUUGAGUCCCAUGAGGAUGAUGUGAAUGCAGUAGCCUUUGCUGAUAUAAGCUCCCAGAUUCUGUUCUCUGGGGGUGAUGAUGCCAUCUGCAAAGUAUGGGAUCGACGCACCAUGCGAGAAGAUGACCCCAAGCCCGUGGGUGCACUGGCUGGACACCAGGAUGGUAUCACCUUCAUUGACAGCAAGGGUGAUGCGCGGUAUCUCAUCUCCAACUCCAAAGACCAGACCAUCAAGCUCUGGGAUAUCCGACGCUUUUCCAGCCGGGAAGGCAUGGAAGCCUCACGCCAGGCUGCCACGCAGCAAAACUGGGACUAUCGUUGGCAGCAAGUACCCAAAAAAGCCUGGCGGAAGCUGAAGCUCCCAGGGGACAGCUCCUUAAUGACCUACAGGGGCCAUGGAGUGCUGCACACUCUCAUCCGCUGCCGAUUCUCUCCCAUCCAUAGCACUGGCCAACAGUUCAUCUACAGUGGCUGCUCCACUGGCAAAGUGGUUGUGUACAACCUCCUUAGUGGCCACAUUGUGAAGAAGUUGACCAACCACAAGGCCUGUGUGCGUGACGUCAGUUGGCACCCCUUCGAGGAGAAAAUUGUCAGCAGUUCGGUGAGGCUGCAAGGGUUAGGUGGGCUGGCACAUGUCUGGGGCUUGGAGCUGGGAGGGGAUAGCACCCUUAGUUACUUUCCACCUUCUGCCCUGCAGUGGGACGGAAACCUGCGUCUGUGGCAGUACCGCCAGGCUGAGUACUUCCAGGAUGACAUGCCAGAGUCUGAGGAAUGCCCCAGCGCCACCACCCCAGUGCCCCACUCCUCUACCACUUUUUCUUCACCCCAAUAGAUCUGACCUCCAGCCCUGUGCAGGGUGAACCUCUUGAUAAGGUCUCUGCCUCUCUCCUUUCUGGGGAAUGUUUGGAGGAAUCACUGGGGAGACACAGAAGCCCAGGCUCUGAGCCCCAGCUGAGCCCUGGAAGAUCCUCCCACGGGACAGAGUUGCCUCCUCAUGUGCUCACACCCAGUCAGCUUGGGUUCCUAUCUCUGGCCAGAGUCUGGCAGGGCUGCCAUUAUCUGGGGUGUGACCUCUGCCAGCAAGAGAAGUGUCCUCAGUGUUUUUAAUCAUGUUUGGAUGUUAGAUGUUGACUCCUAGAGUAGACGCCUGAAGCAGGUCUGAACAAACCUGCCAGCCAGGCCCAUUGCCCAGGUCUUCAUAUUGAGGAUUAGACUGGCCCAUCAGAGGGCCAUGUGUCCUGGCCUUUUCUUCCUGAGGUCUUUGGGGGAGGGCAGGAUAGGUAAGGGUGUUUCCUCAGCACCCUCCUCAGGUGGAUUGUGUCUUCUCUCAUGUCUAGAUCUUUGGGGUAGGACGGGCUAUGGUGUGAGAGGCAGGAGUCUAAAAGCUCCAUGUGGCCCUACACGGGGCAGGCCCUACCUUCCCAGAGAGUCUUGUCAUGCUGGAAGCCAGCAGCUUUAAGGAAGAAGAAGGUUGAAGUAGGACUCCUUUGUCCUUCGACUGACUUUGGCUCCCUCAAUAAACUCUCUGUGGGAACCUG